GUAGUUAUUGGAAAAUAUGCUCUUGAAAAAGAGAUUGAUAAGCUUACACAUUUUUGGACAUUAUGUGGGCUUUCUUGUCAAGAUUGUGGAUUACACUGCCUUAAAAAUCAUGGUCAUACUGACUAUCAUGACUGCAGGACUAAUCAUGAAUGCCAUUUCUCAUGUCAAUUUGUAGAGGCACAUAGUUCUUUUAUUCCAACUUGUAGUUAUAGAGCAGGACAUGAUGGGAAACAUGCAUGUAAUAAAACCAGUCAUUUAUGUGGAAAACCCUGUAAACUUAUUGAUAAACGUAAUUGUCAAAAAAUUUGUUCUAAAGAUAUUGGACAUGAUGAUGGAUUUGAAGAUGAUGAACAUAUGUGUCAAUCAAAUCGUCAUAAUUGUGGAGAGCCAUGCUCACUCUUUACAUCAACUGAAAAAGGAGAUUAUGAAUGUCCAAACAAAUGUAUUAUACCAUGUGAGGGUGAACAUGAGCAACAUCACUGUGAAAAUGAGACAUGUCCAAUUGAAUGUCCAAUCUCAGAUUGUCAGAGAAGAUGCCAAAGUAAUGAUCAUUUUCAUGCAUAUACUCAAUUUGCAGUUGAUCAUUUUUGUGGUAAUGAUCAUCAAUGUAUCGAGGAUUGUGAAGAACCAGGCAUUUGUAAAAUUUUAACAGAACCAAGGAAAGAAGAAGCAACUUAUCAAGGGCUGAUUACAGAAACUUCAAUUACUUUUACCAAGUAUAUUCAACAAAGUGAAAGGAUGAGAUGUAAUAAAAGAAUACCACCAAACUCCUUCAAGCAUGAAGGAACACAUUCACAUGAUGAAAAUGGAGUUCAUUUUUGUGAUAAAAAAUGCCAAUUUUGUGGAUAUUAUUGCAACUUACCUCAUGGACAUAUACAAACUUUGCACGAAACUACUCAUGGGAAUAUGGUACAGACUGUAUUCACUUCAGAGGAUGAUGAAUUUGAAUAUAGUCAUCAUAAAUUAAAAAUUGGAGAUCAAGGUUCUUUUGUUCUUUGUAAUCUUCAUUGUAAAGAAUUAGGUCGUCAUAGACAUAUUGACUAUUGUCAAAAUGUGGAGGCAUGUAAAAAUGGACAACAAGGGCAUGAAAUAAUACAUUUAGAUGCACCCAUCAAACCCAAUCCUGAUCAAAAAAAGGAUUUUGUAACUCAUAAAUUAUUUUGGGAAAGAACUGGCUUUAAAGAUCCAUAUUCAAUGCAAGAACAAGCAGAAUUUGCAAAAUGUGAUCAUGAAUGUCCAGAUGAAGCUCACUAUAAGCAGCAAGGUUCUAAUGGUGCAACUCCCACAAAGUCUUAUUGUGAAUUGAGACUUUUCCAUAAACCUUUAAAUCCAUCAUCCGGUACAUCAACUGGUAUUGGUUACAUUUCACUGGAUGGCCAUCAGUUCAGUUGUGAUAAUCCAAAUAAAAGAGAAGCAACAUUUCACAUUAUAUUUGCACUUGAUCGAUCAUCUUCAAUGGGUAAUAGUGAUAGGAGACCCUUGGAAAACAUUCGUUUGAGCAUCUAUCAAAAAAUUAUACAAAAACACAACAAUAGAAUAGGCGCAGUAUACUCUGCUAUUUAUUCAUUUAUGGAAGCACGCCUUACAUCUCAAAGGAAUCAAACUUGGGGUGCUGUUAAUAAAGAUACUAUUUCUUUAAUUUUGUUCAACAGUAGUACUAUUGUACCAAUUGAAAAUCAACCAUUAAGUGAUGUAGAUAAACUUUUAGACAUUAUGAUUCAGCAUAGUGCAAGUGGUGGAACUAAUGCUGAUUUGGCAAUACAGAAAGCAGGGUUACUGAUUGAUAAAUAUUAUGAUCCUUCAAAGACAAAUAUUAUUGUAUUUUUGUCAGGUGGUGAAUGUGAACCACCAGAUGCUCAAUUAGAAAAUAUUUGUAAGGCCAAUCAACAAAGAGGGUCACCAUUAUAUCUUUAUACAGUUUUAUUUAGCAGUGAUUCUUCUAGUCCACCAUUAUUAAGGAUGUUACAAAGUUUUGGCAGUGAUUCUUCUGGUAUAUCAUUAUUAAGGAUGGCUAUUAUUGCACAAGAAUAUCUUCCAGCUAAUUCCUCCCAAUCUUUAAAAUGUCAAUUCACUGAAGCUAUUGAUGAAAUAGAUUUGGCUAAUCAUUUUAUUGUUCUUGCAGAAAGUUUAAGAAGACAUAAGCCUUCUUUAAUGAAAAAAUU
This is a messenger RNA of Entrophospora candida, 2162 nucleotides long. The record is from the annotation of a GenBank genome assembly. NCBI's taxonomy places the organism in Eukaryota, Fungi, Glomeromycota, Glomeromycetes, Entrophosporales, Entrophosporaceae.